UCUAACGAUGAGUGGCAGAGGGAAAACCGGAGGAAAAGCCAGAGCUAAGGCAAAGACCCGCUCCUCUCGUGCUGGGCUCCAGUUCCCAGUCGGUCGUGUUCACAGGCUGCUGCGUAAAGGGAACUACGCGCAGCGGGUCGGUGCCGGCGCCCCCGUCUACCUGGCGGCGGUGCUGGAGUACCUGACCGCUGAGAUCCUGGAGUUGGCUGGAAACGCUGCUCGCGACAACAAGAAGACUCGUAUCAUCCCCCGUCACCUGCAGCUGGCUGUCCGCAACGACGAGGAGCUCAACAAACUGCUGGGCGGAGUGACCAUCGCUCAGGGCGGCGUGCUGCCCAACAUCCAGGCGGUCCUGCUGCCCAAGAAGACCGAGAAGGCCGCCAAGUCCAAGUAAACAUGGAGACUCUCUGUCUGCUGGAACCAGCACCAAAAAGGCUCUUUUAAGAGCCAAACACUCAUCUGAUAAAGAGCUAUUCAUUCAUGCCAUUUACUGGCGAAAACCAUAUUGUAAAUGAACAUCACCGCAUGAAUAAGAUGUUAAUGUGCAUAUGAAAUCUAAAAUAUUAAUUUGGUUUAUUGAUCUAAAGUUGGGCCCAACGGUAGUUAUUCCAGAGUUGACUUUGCACACAAAAUAAGGGUUGUGUCCCAUUUGCUUGAUGCAUUGAGAAAAAUCUAUUGAUUUUAAAAAAGAACACUAGUAAAGCAAGUUAUUCUGUUUUGGCAAAAUGUGACGGGAAAGCAUUGCAAUCAGUGCUAUGUUUGUAUCAUUUCAGUCAUGUAAAAUCCAUGUAAAGCUGUUAAUAGUAUAAUAGUAAUGGUAUGCUUGUUUUUUUCAGGGCUGGAAUUGCAUUUGAUUUUCAUUAUCAACUUGUAUGGCAAUUAUUUUCUCAAAUAAUCUUCCUUGUCUCUAAUGUAAAAUAAAAUGCCUUUCAUAAUUCUCUACAUCCCAAGGUGAUUCAUUCAAAUGUACUGUGUCCAAAUGCUACAAAACCCAAAUGUAAUCUGUGAGCUAUCCCGUAUGAUAAAGAAA
This is a messenger RNA of Anoplopoma fimbria (sablefish), 1030 nucleotides long. Its product is annotated as histone H2A. Gene Ontology annotation, molecular function: DNA binding; protein heterodimerization activity; structural constituent of chromatin. The transcript has a single exon. Gene Ontology annotation, cellular component: nucleosome. Bases 8 to 394 code for a protein of 128 amino acids. Lineage: Eukaryota; Metazoa; Chordata; Actinopteri; Perciformes; Anoplopomatidae. The record is from RefSeq and is a predicted model, not a curated record.